This is a messenger RNA of Daldinia vernicosa, 2718 nucleotides long. RefSeq lists its product as uncharacterized. Gene Ontology annotation, cellular component: nucleus. Gene Ontology annotation, molecular function: DNA-binding transcription activator activity, RNA polymerase II-specific; RNA polymerase II cis-regulatory region sequence-specific DNA binding; zinc ion binding. The coding region runs from base 127 to 2403 and encodes 758 amino acids. Lineage: Eukaryota; Fungi; Ascomycota; Sordariomycetes; Xylariales; Hypoxylaceae. Gene Ontology annotation, biological process: regulation of transcription by RNA polymerase II; DNA-templated transcription. The transcript is spliced from 2 exons. The record is from RefSeq and is a predicted model, not a curated record.
CUUUAUUUUACCUUAGGUAAGGAACAGUAUCUACAAUCUUGCAUUACAAUAUGGGAUCGAUCUACUUAUAUGCGUGCCCUUCUACGGAGAUCACGCUAAUCAUACGGCCGAAACAUUAUAGUUGCCAUGUUAUCAGAGCGACAACACCGCCGACGUCGAAGGCCGGCUUUAUCAUGCCUCGAGUGCCGGCGCCGCAAGAUUAAGUGCAACCGGAAUGAGCCAUGCACACAUUGUGUCUCUGCUAAGUUAAAAUGUAUCUAUAAGGUCUAUAACGAUGAACCCGUUAACCAACUACCGCUGAGACCUGGUAUCUCGCCGGCAGAGACGUCAAGCCCGUCAAGCCAUGGACCUUCACCCUCGGUAACCCAGGCUCAGGAGCUUGGCACCAAUAGGCCAACCACGGAACAUAAUACCAGUGGCUCCGGUCCUCGGGUAACACCAUCACCGAUAGGGGCUACAGCGGGAUCGUCAUCCAUAGGAGGACGGAAUGAUAGAUCAGAGCCGAUUAUUCUCGGCCUUGACCCUAGCAACCUUCAACCACAUGUAUCCGCUCCGGAAGCCGAACCAGGUCUAGUAGGUAUCCUUCAACGGGGACAGAACACCCCUGCCAAGUCUUCGGUAUCUAGCCCCAUGAACGGACUAUCUGAAAAUGGACGGGACAUACUCGCGCGCCAGCUAGGGCUGCAACACUCACAGAUAAUUCUUAAUAAAACAAGAAUCUUAGGGUGGAGUCUUAGGAUAGGUACAGCUCCGGAGUUUGCACCUCUAAUUGCCUGCUAUGUUGCGGCUGCCAAUACCGCCAAGGGAGCCUUUCCUCAAGAUACUGAAAAGGGAGCCCUGUAUGCCCAGAUAUGGACUCUUCUCCAGAAAUGUAAAAACAUGGCGAGAAGUAUCAAGCUGGGAAGGCCUAGCAGAUGGCUCUCGUAUCCCGAUUUCGAUCUUGUACCUCCCGAGAGGGAGAUAGCGGAUGCUAUGGCAACUUCAUAUUUCCAAUUAUUCGAAUCGACGUACAGAAUAAUUCAUGCCCCUACUUUUUGGUCCGAAUAUCAGAAACUUUGGGACUGUCCGGAAAGUGUUACGACUAGCCUACGCAUUAAGAUCCUCCUUGUAAUUGGGAUAGGAUCGAGCUUAUCUAACCAUAGAGACAGCGAUCUCGGGUUUCGUAAUAUGAUUCCCCAAUGGGUGUAUGCUGCCCAGACGUGGCUCUCUGGGCCGCUGGAAAAAGACCGUUUGGAUAUUACUGGUAUCCAAAUUUACUGCUUAACUUUUCUAGCACGACAGAUAUUCUCUAUUGGUGGUGAUCUGGUCUGGGUGUCAUCGGGAUCGCUUAUGCAUAUGGCAAUGCAAAUAGGUUUACACCGCGACCCCAAGCAUCUCCCAAGAAUGUCCAUCCUGCAAGCCGAACUCCGCAGAAGACUAUGGGCCACUAUACUUGAGAUAGUUGUGCAAUCAUCUUUGGACUCUGCAAUGCCACCUAGAAUAUCUUUUGAUGAUUUCGACACUGAGGCGCCAUCAAAUAACAACGAUGAUGAGAUAGAUGAGACGACCACGACUCUCCAGUCACACCCAAAGAACGACUGUACCUCAACAUCACUACAACUUAUCCUACUUGACUUAGUACCUAUACGCCUUCGGAUUCUACAGCUUCUAAACGGCUUGCAUUCCGAACUUGCUUACAUGGAUGCUCUUUCUCUAAGUUCAGAACUUACCAACAAAUAUCGCUCGUAUAGUAGCUUCAUAAGAGAUAAUGAGAAGGCAGGUGUGACAGCAUUCCAUCGAAACCUGCUUGAUCAUCUGGUGCGGCGAUUCUUAAUCCCCCUUCAUUCCCCUUUUGCCAGCGAAGCCCGAGCGAAUCCACUAUUUUAUUAUUCACUCAAAGUUACACUAGACUCAGCUAUGACCCUUAUUUCCCCUGAGCCCGACGAGGGGUUUUCUCGUCUUAUGGCUAUUGGCGGGGGUAUGUUUAGAGAAGGAUUCAGGUACGCAAUGGGUGUCAUUACUCGCGAGCUUGUCUGCCAAGUUGAGGCACGACGUGCCGACGGGAUACGCCGAUGUAAUUCUCAGGAUGUUGAAAAUCUGAAGAAAGCUGUAAAAGAUAUGAUCUCGUUAUCGUUAGAACGGGUUCGGCAAGGGGAGACCAAUGUUAAGGGGCCCAUGUUCCUAAGCAUGAUCAUGGCCCAGAUAGAAGCGACAGAGGAAGGAGUCCCAUGCGACCUCAGGAUUGCACAGAGUGCGAAAGACAGCCUUGAACUAUGCGCUAGUUUGAUAGAAGAACAAGCGGGCAGUAUUCCUUCGCCACGUCCCAGCAAUACUGGCCUGACGCCAAGUAGUCUAGACGGUGGGUAUGGGAUGGAUUUCGAUUUCGACUUGGAGUUUUUGAUGACUGAUUCGGGCUUUGCUUGAAAACUUCGGCUUACCGAAAUAUAUAUCGUAUAAUCACCCUCUUGUAACAUCAUUCAUGGCGUACUUGGUUCUUUAACACGCCUAACCUUUUCUUGCAUUUGGCCGGUUUAGAUUCUCUCUUCACUUCUCCUGUAUGAGAUUAAGUAUGGAGGCCUAUGCAUUAGUUCGCUUGUAUUUUACAUAAAAUCGAUAUUGGCUUAUAAUGGAGUCCUCGUGCGGAAUCGGGGAGGAAAUGGGCCUAGUAACGGCCCAGGAGGCAUUGGCGCAGGAGGAAACACGGGACGUGAGGGAAAAUGGAUUACAAUUCCCCAAGUU